AUCGCAGCUGAUGCUUUUAUUGAACAGUAGCACAUAACCUGAACUGUCAAAUAGCACGGUAUCUGAAAUAUAUUGAUUCCAUACGAACUUUCGUCGACCACUGUGUUAUAAUUGAAUAGUCUUUUCUUCGAUGUAGUUAAUUGCGUAGAUAAUUAGGCAAUCCGUAAUUAUGUUUGAGUUACCAGCAGAAUUAACAACCAAGCCAUUAGCUCUCAUUGGCUUGACUGGCUUAGAUAUUACAAAUCCUGUACAUCGUUCAAUUUGGGAUGCAUUCAGUAAUAAUCGUAGAUUGGAAGUUUCUGCUAUUCAGUUUACAUUACUUAACCUUACACAUGAAUUUCCUACAGUAAAACCCAAGCGUAACUCAUAUGAAUGGUAUAUACCCAAAGGAAUAUUGAAACGUAAUUGGAUGAAUAAAUACCUUAAUGAAGUUCCAGCAGUUGUGGUUGUAUUUUAUGAUUUAGAUUGGAAUGAUCCUCAAUGGAAUGAGAAAAAAAUGGAAUGCGCUUCUAGAGUACAAACACUUAGAAAUGCUUUGGAAGGCAGAAGUACAAAAAUAGCUGUUGUACUCAUACAGCAUUGUACACAACCACCACCAGGUUCAGAAGAUGCUUUAGCAACUGAACGUGGUACGGCUGUUUGUGGAGCUUGUGAACUACCUCCAAAAUUAUUGUAUAUUUUACCUCAUGGAGAUCACUUAUUAGGAUAUACAUCUAGAUUAGAAAGUGCAUUAUACGACCUAGCACAGAGCUUUUAUCAUCACGAGUAUCGUAUUGUAAAAGGACAUAGAGAUCAACUUAAUAAAACUGUACAUCAACACCUAUUUGUACGUCAUCAGUUUAAAAUGGCAUUUUUAAAUGAACUUAAACAGGAUCAAAAUGUGGCUAGAAGGCACUAUGAGCAAGCAUAUAAUAAUCUGUUGGAGAUAAAAAUGACUGACACAAAUGCAAUGGAAGUUAAAACUAUUGUUAGUUUCAUAAACUAUAAAUUAUGUAAAAUAAUGUUCAAUUUAAAUGUUCCGAAAGAAGCUAUAUCACAAUUCAGACUUUAUACCGAUAGAUUCAAAUUGAAGACUGGUCUAAAGGAGCUUAUGUUUGAACAUCAUGCAUGGAUGUGUAGUCAAUUUUCUACAUUCGCAGAAUUAUUUGAUGGCGCUAUUCGGCAGGGACUUCCCGCCGUUCAAACCCAGCAUCCCGGAUAUUACUUUCAAUCAGCGGCUCAACACGCAGGCUUGAGGCAAACAGCUUGCAAAGAACUCUGUCAGAAUGUUGACAGUUAUCCAGAACCAGACCCUUUAGCUGGAGAAGACAAACUUGAAUUUUAUGGACAACGACCAUGGCGACCUGGAAAAUUAAGCGCUGAACCCACGGAUCCAGUGAAAGAAGCCAUUGCUAUACAGGCUUUACAGUACAAAGAAAAGCAUACGGUCGAUCAUUCCAAAAUAAUUAUUGGGCUUUUAGGACAUGCAAUUUCACAAUUCAAAGUGUAUAGAUGUCCAAGGAUGAGAAGAGUAUUAGUGGUACAAAUGGCCGAGGAAUAUUAUAAUUCAAAGGAUUAUGGAAAAGUUCUUACAUUAUUGAUGCACAUGUUGUGGGAAUAUCACGGUGAACGGUGGCCCGUCUUAAUCACAAAUAUCUUAAAGAAUGCGUUACGAGCGGCUUACCUAUCCACGAGUAUCCAAGACUACAUCACGUUAGCAUUCGAAGCGCUGGGACCUUCCACUACGUUUUCGGAAGAUUACAAAGUCGCUGUUUAUAAUAACAUUAUCAAUAUUCUUCACAAGAAACCACCAAAUCCGGAGCCCGAUUUACCCGACGAUGUAAAACAUUCUGCGUUAGAUAAGUGGGUAAUGGAUCUCAAUCAAUCAGAACCAAUUGUCUUUACAAUUGACGAUAAUAAUAUGAGUUCGUUUGUAGAAGUUAAGGCCCGAUUCUUGCAAGCAAAAUAUGCUGUUAACUCUACGGUCAGCGUAGAAGUUAUUAUUAGGAAUUCAUAUAGCAAUACUAUAGCGUUUUCUAAAGUAUCGAUAACGAUUGGUAGUCCAGGUUAUAAUUCAGAAUUUACUGUUACUGAUGCUGAAAAUAGUAAUCUUAUUUUUCAUGGAAAAGAAACGAAGAAAUUUCUUCACCAAUUUCAAGCGCCACAGCAAAGCGAUGGUAGCGAGAUACGCAUCACCACUAUUUCAUUAUACAUGGGUAGUGAUACCGUUUGUUGUAUUGUUUUGCGAUUUUCGGCUGUGGGAAGAGAAACAAAUUUUUUGAGUCGAUUGUAUCCUGAAAUACAACAACUUCGCAGAGGAGAAUUUGAAACAAUACAACCGCUAGUCAAUGCAGAAAUAAAACAAGAAGAGUCUAGUCUGAAUAUAAGUGCUGAAUCCAACAACCCAGCACUUUUAGGAGAAUGGCUUCCCAUUCAAAUAUCUGUUGUUGCUAAUGAAAACAUAGUAUCGGCACUUUUAUGCGUGUCACUUGUAUCCGAUGGAGCAAAUGAACAAUCAACUGAAUUAAGUUUAACAAUGCUUAACAAACAGUCGUUAAUAUCGAUACCAAUUGAUAAUCUAGAGAAGAAUUGCAUCACUAAUAAAACUGUAUAUUUAAGAGCCCAUAAAGUUGGCGAUAGAAAUAUUCACAUAAAGGUUGAGUACUCGAGAUCUGAACAAAUAAAAGGAACUAAAGAAUUGACGUAUUCGUUGUCAGUUGCAAAGCCAUUCGAAGUUUUGACAUUAUUUUACACUACAUUUUUCGAACCGCUACCGAAAGGUUUCGUUAACGAACCUUUCAUACUAAUGCCUCACAUUUCUUGCGUUUCUCCGUGGCCUAUAAACAUUAUUAGCACGUCCAUAGAGUUAGGUGAUUCUAUAGAAAAGGAAACUCAAAAUGAAUCGAUUUCCGCUUUAGCGGGUAUUACACUUUCCGAAGGUGAAACAGGUACGGAUUCGUAUUGUUUGUUACCAAAGGGUGGUGGUGAGCAACCUAUGAGUACAGGAGUAUACACCAUCAAAUGGAAACGUGCAAACGACGAGAAUGCAUUAGAAACUAGCAGCAGUGUAACUUUAGCUCCUUUAUGGGUCGAGGAUGCAAUGAUCGGUUUAGAAGCUAAAUUGCCAGCCCAUGGUUGGGUUCGUACGCCGCUACUCGUAUCGUACUUUAUAAAAAAUCAUUCCGAUUAUAUGAUAACAUUGCGAUUGACCAUGGAAGCUAGCGACGCGUUUAUGUUUGCUGGUCAUAAACAAAUCGAUAUUUACAUACUUCCGAAAAAUGAAAGGAAAGUCGAAUGGAUAUUACGGCCACUGGUGGCUGGCUUUGUUCAACUUCCAAGUUUAUCUUUAACAGUUCCUGCUGACGAGGAACACAAAUUAAGUAAAGCGCGACUUCUGGAGGUUAUAGAGCGAUCAUUACCAAGUCACAUAUAUAUCCUGCCAACAUCACAAACCAUAGAAGAAUAAAUGAACCGAUAAGAAGAUAUACAAAUUUCACAACUUCUAUUAAAAUGUAUUAUUGAAACGUUAGAUAUACAUACAUAUAUUGCACAUAAAUCGUAAAUGCAAAAGCAUUUCAUAUUUAGGAUUAUGAAUGUCAUCUAUCAAAUGUAAUUUAUUUAUGUUACUUCAACGUGUAAUAAAAAAUAUUGAAAUAUU
Hylaeus anthracinus is the source of this 3637-nucleotide messenger RNA. It is a transcript of the gene gry, whose product is annotated as trafficking protein particle complex subunit 11. The record is from RefSeq and is a predicted model, not a curated record. The coding region runs from base 170 to 3445 and encodes 1091 amino acids. The transcript is spliced from 21 exons. NCBI's taxonomy places the organism in Eukaryota, Metazoa, Arthropoda, Insecta, Hymenoptera, Colletidae. Gene Ontology annotation, cellular component: cytoplasm.